Messenger RNA from Prorocentrum cordatum, 1307 nucleotides. The record is from the annotation of a GenBank genome assembly. NCBI's taxonomy places the organism in Eukaryota, Dinophyceae, Prorocentrales, Prorocentraceae.
GCGCCGACCCAUUCGUCGCCCGGCCCAGCCUCCGGAUCACGCUCCAGAGGAUAGCGGGCCCCCAGCGCGCCGAGGAGCGUCACCGGCUCCUCCGGGAGCGCCUCAUCACCCUCUUGGGCGUCCUCGACACGCCCGGUGACCGGGGCGCCCGGGGCUGCGCGCGCGAAGACCUCGUGGCCUCCCUGGAGGAGUCGUACUCCGAGGUUCACCUGGCGUUCCUCACGGAGUCGCGGCGCGCCCUCGCGUUCGCCUCCGGGGUCGGGCCCCCGGAGCUCACCCACAGGCCCGAGCUACUCGAGGAGGGAGAUCAUGAGGGGGCCCCCCGUGCGGCCCUGGGGCCCGAGGUGGUCCCGGUGCAGCGACGGGCGGAGGGGGGCCCCAACCCCGCGCGGGAGGCGGAAGAGCCUCCCCCGGAGGAGCCACCCCCGGCACCCGCAGGCCUCGGGAGCGCGACGGUCGUCCCCGGCCCCGCCGGACCGGCGCAGGGAGAAGCCCAGGACGAGUCGGGGGAGUCGGGCGGGAGCGCAAGAGGAGCGUAUGAGGAGGACCCCGACGAGGACCCUUACGACUGGGUGGCCAGCUGGAUCCCGGAAGGGAUGGCGGCGGACUGGGCGCGCACCCCCAUGCUGCCGACGGGCGGCUACACUAUCAGGGCGCCCAUCCCCACAAGCUGGGUGGAGCUGUGGAAGCCCGAGGUCCUGCAGGAGAUAGGCCACUUUCCCCCGGAGCUGGCGGCGUGGCUGGACUCCACCAUUCGGGUCGGGGGGGGUGAGUGGAUCCAGUUUGAUGGGUGCCCGCGGAGCCUGGACGCCCACCGCGCCCUCCCGCUCCGCUUGGAGGAGGGAGGCACGGAGACGGUCUACUACCACCCGAAGCACAUGCUGCUGUUCUUCGUGGAGGCGCGGGAGGUCUACAGGCUGAUGCACUUGGUCCAGGGCCCAGUCCCCCAGCACCUCAGGGCGCACCGGAUCAGGGCGCGGAGCCGCCUCAGGACGCACCCGCUGAGGAGGGGCGGGGAGGCGGGGGCGCGGGGCCGGGAUGGGGGGGCGGACCAGAAGGGCGAGGCCGACCCUGUCGGGGCCGCCAGCCCGGCCCAGGGCGCGGCGGAGGACGGGCCCAGGCUGGAGGGACCGGCCGAAUCACCCGAGCCCCCGGAGGGCGCCCAGUCCAGGCACCCGCACUUCCAGCUGCCGGAGGAAGGGCCCCCGGAGCCCGAGCCGGCACCCCCGGCCGAGGAGCAGGGACCCCAGGAGGCGGAGCCGGCGGCGCCGGCCGAGGAGCAGCCCCGACCAUCCAAGUCACCCUGA